AUGUCUGAAGAUUUUCAAAAAGUAAUUAAUUAUGGACAAGAAUUGAUUAACAACCAAGGCAUAUUCGCGAAAAAGGAAAUACUUUCUUAUACUUUCGAAGAGAUUGAACAAUGUUUUAACAAGUUUAAAGAAAAUUCCGACAUUAAUUUCACAGCUGGUUUUGUCUCAUCAGUUUGUGAUGCAAUAAUAUCGAAUUGGCAAUCAUUCUCAGACGAACAAAAGGAAAAUAUCAAAAAAUUAACCAUUGAAAUUAUUAAUUCUCAGAUUUCAGCUCAAUAUGCAUUACGUCUUUCAUACUAUGCAUCAAGACUUUAUCAGACAUUAAAUUCUGAAUGGAAUGAAUUUUCAAAUUUAAUCUUCGAAUCUUCUUCUAUUUCAGAUACAUUAGCAUUCAUUUUCAUUGGUGCUUUUGAUACUUUCCAGCAAGAAUACAUCCAACAGAACAAAGACAAAAUAACAAACAGAAUUUUUGAAUUUUUAUCAAAAGUUUCAAUAGUAGUUCAAUUACGCUUAUUGAAUUUACUCUGCUGCAUCGAUAACCUUCAAUUAUCAGAAGAAAAACUAUCUCUUCUUUGGAAUUAUAUUUUUAAUAUCAUAUUUGUUCGUCCUUCAGCAUUAAUUGUUAUCAAUACCAUCUUAACUGGUAUAUUCAAUGACUAUCAUACAAUCCAGCAGCUUCAAAAGCCUGGUUUUGAAACAAAAGAAAAUUAUAUUUCUUCAUUAAGGUUAUUAUUUACAUUUAACCCUGAAAAAACAAUUGAACUUCUUUCAAAACUUGUUGAUGACCCACAACAAGAGUUCGUUGAUGCUCUCAACAGCGAAUUUCUUGAUACCGUUCAACCAAACCAGAUGGCAGCAAUUUCUGACUAUAUCUUUAAAGAAGAGCCAUUAAAAGUCAAGCGUUUAACAGUUCUCACUCCUUUAAUUCCAUAUUUGGCAAAUUCAAAUCCAAAAUUUGUCGAAAAAGCCAUAGAAAUCCUCAAGAUCACAUCAGAAGAUAAUGAGCAAAAGGAAUCAUUCCUAACCAUCUUGAAAUAUGGCUCUUCCGCCCUAUUAAAUGCCGAAAAAAUGAAUUUUGUUCUACAAACAUUGAUUUCUUUAAUGGCCAACGAUGAUGAGAUCGGAAAGAGAGCUGCUGAUGUUUCCAAAGCCGCUUUCAAAUCUGGAUUAAUCAAAACAAGACAAGAUAUCAAGUUUGUUAUUACAAAAUACCAAACAGUUAGUCCAAAUUUGCAGCCAUCAUUGAUAAUUUCUCUUGACUCUCUCGCUAACUCAGAGGGUUUCGAUUCCCAUUUAAUAACUCCUUUGGUCGAAUUUGUGAGGACACAACUAAGAAAUGCAUCGACAAAGGAAGAAAUCAAGGCUUCUUGCUUCACAUUGAUCUCCUCCUUAGCAGAAAAGGAUGAAAACGUUCCAUUUACCCUCCAAAACGAUUUAUUAAGAAAUAUGCCAGAACUUUUGAAUGGAGAUGACCAGUCCAAGCAAAGUGCAGCUCAAAUUAUCUAUCUCUUGGCAGUUUUGGCCCCAGAUUCAAUCAAAAAACUUCCAGAUGGCGCAAUCGACACUUUAUUCGGCCUUACAAGGACAGAAGGCAAGUCAUCUGAAAUCAGAGGCGCAAUUGGUGAAUCAUUGGCCGGAAUUGUUGCAAGUUGCGGAAUUAAAGCAUUAUAUCCACAAUUAGUUGAUUUAAUUGACUCCUUCUUGAAGACAGGUGAAAGAAACUUAGGUAUUUCUGCAUCUACAAUGGUCAUCAUCGCUUGCGAAUGCUUCGAAGGCAGAUUAGGUCAAAAUGUCAUGUUAUCAUGCGCAAGAGCAGCAGCACAGACCGACUACGCACCUCUAUUUAACUCAUUUGUUGAAGGAUUAAGGAGAAUUGCUUCCACUCAACCUGUUGAUAAAUGGAAUUUGGAUUUCUCACUUGAAAUCGUAAAUGGUUUCGUAAAAGUUGCUGAGAUUGAGCCAAUCUCUUCAUGGUACAACUUGAGAACUCCAUUGUACUCUUAUUUCACGAUUGUCAUGCAAAAGUUGGGAAGUUUCGCUUCUCCUUUGAUUCCUUACCUUUUGGACAUCGUUUCUGAUUGCGUUGAUCCUAUGGUUGAUGUUGUUUUCGAACCUGUGAAGAGAAUUUACGAAUUAAAUUUGAUUGACGACGAAACAAAGGAUAAACUCAUUGACAGAUGCUGCACAAAGUUAUUGCAGGCUAAAUCAUUUGAGAUGCUUCACUUUGCUGUCAAUAAUACAAAAGAUUUAGAAAAAUUUGCUUCAAUUGUUGCAGAACAACUGAGAAAGAUCGACCAAACCGAACAGACCGAGAAUGUAGAUGAUGAAUGGAUGUGUAAUUUAGCUCUUUCUCUUCUUGUUCUCAAUGAAAGAGGUGCUCAAAUUGAAGAUGACGAUUUGGAGACAGCAAUUGUCUGCUUCCCUCCUGAACCAUCAUAUAAAAUCAGUGAGGACAUGAUAAAGCAGGUUAUCAGAGUUUCAAAGGCAGAAUUAUCUGAUGAUUUGAAAAUGGUUGUUUCUAAAGUCAUUUUUGACUUCUUGUUGCUCCCUAAGCAGGAAGUUGCUCCUCAUGGUAUCCAGAAUUCGUUCGUAACCCAAUUAAAGGACUCUUUCGCAAAACUUGUCAAAUCAGACAAAGAAAUUGAGAAUGAACUUGUUAGAUACUGUGGAGGAGUUAAAUCAAAGGUAGGAAAACUUAACCAAUUAAUCAGAUAA
Molecule: messenger RNA, 2715 nt
Organism: Trichomonas vaginalis G3
Lineage: Eukaryota; Parabasalia; Trichomonadida; Trichomonadidae
Product: armadillo (ARM) repeat-containing protein family
Exons: 1
Coding region: 1-2715 (904 amino acids)
Source: RefSeq, a predicted model, not a curated record